Molecule: messenger RNA, 687 nt
Organism: Cucurbitaria berberidis CBS 394.84
Lineage: Eukaryota; Fungi; Ascomycota; Dothideomycetes; Pleosporales; Cucurbitariaceae
Exons: 1
Molecular function (GO): protein binding
Source: RefSeq, a predicted model, not a curated record
CCUAUGGAUAGCGCUCCGGAGCAUAAGUUUGCAACCGUCACAGUCGGAGGUGAUAAGAAAUGCUUCGUUGUGCACGAGCACCUCCUCACUCACUACUCGAGCUUCUUUCGUGCCGCUUAUACUGGUCGGCACCGGGAAGCUGAGGACAAGACUGUCACACUGGAAAACACUACGCCAAAGGUCUUCGAGUUCUUCGUACAUUGGCUCUACUAUGAACGAUUUCCUGUUAGGUCUCUCAACGAUGACAUGGGUCUCCUUGAGGAGUGGGAGAGAGAAGAGAAUGAUCUUCCGAGUACCUGGUGGUUCGUAGAUCUCUACAUCUUCGGAAACAAGUACGAAGUCCAUCAGUUGAAAAUUGAUGUGCUCAAUGAGCUUUUCCACCUCCUUGAACACGAAUCGAAAUCAAGGUUGCCCGGUUUAGACGUUGUCCAGGAAGCAUUCGACCUUCUCCCCACAGAUUCGCCAAUGUGUGGCUUUCUAGUAGAAGCCUAUUGCUACUGGGCGAAUCCCGAGACCUUGGAGGAGUUUGGAGUUUUCAGCUGCAUGCCUUUUCUCAAGGCAGUGUGGUGUCGAAUGUGUCAGCUCAAUCAGAAGGGCUUGAAGCCUCAAAAGAAUUAUAAAAUUGACAUAUGCGACUUUCAUGAGCAUAGCACCGAUGAAGAGAAGGAAGCGUGCAGAAAACAGAGA